Molecule: messenger RNA, 1136 nt
Organism: Colletotrichum phormii
Lineage: Eukaryota; Fungi; Ascomycota; Sordariomycetes; Glomerellales; Glomerellaceae
Exons: 2
Source: RefSeq, a predicted model, not a curated record
GAACCAUUCACAAACAAACUUCCGGCGGGAUAUUUUUGUUUGCUUUUGCUCAAUGGGCUGGAGGCACCUUCCCCCUCAAUCCUCUCCUGCCCUCUUUUCACUUAAAUUCGUGAUAGUAUUCACCAUCUGGACUCACACACCGCCCUCGCCUAAGUGUGUAUUCAAUGAGAGAUUCACAUCAAAAAGCCUAAAAAAUCCCUUGCCCUCUCUUGGAAAUUCUUCUUCUUGCAAACAAACCAACCCUCACGAAAGUCUCAUUGACAAUCGACAACAAACAAUCCCAACCCCCUUCUAUACCUCACAUCACAACAUCCCGCACUGAAUUCAAUCCUUCACUCACAAUCACCGCCAAAAUGAAGAGCAUCACCAUCAUCACCUCCUUCUCCGCCAUCUUGGGCGCGAUUGUCACCUCUGCUGCUCCUGCUGAGCAGCCGGUCAAGGCCGACAUGGCCACGAUCUGCGAGAUUACCGAGGCUCCCUUUGCGAACGCUAUCUGCCAUCCCUUCACAGCGUCCGAUGGCACCGUUUUUGCCGUCUUCACCCUCGAUCCUGCCAAGGCCAACGAAGGCAACUUCGACGGCAUGAAGACUGAUGUCAACUCUGGAGCCACUACCUGGGUUCCCAACAAGAAGGCUUGCAACGAGGAUUUCUGCGACAACGUCAAUGGCCUUCACUCUGGCCACAUCAACCCCUACAUGCCCCUUGUCUCUGACUGCCUUGCCAUCAAGGACUGGGCUGCCUCCAACGCUGGCCACUGGGCCGUCUCCAAGGCUGACUUGGACAAGCACCGCUGGGUUGCCCUCUCUGUCGUUGGCACCUGCGCCUUUGUCGUCGGCGCCACCAAGGAGAACCGCCCCGAGGCUGGUAUCAACAUCGGCAACCAGGAUGUCACCGAGAUCAUCCAGCAGGCCAUUGACAAGCACAGAAUGAUGGACCAGGUCGAGGGCCCUGGAAUCAUCCGCGAUCCUGCCUGUGGCUCUCUCUGCGCCUUCACCGAGCCCCCUUGUCCCAAAGCUGUCUGCCACGAGGUCCUUCUCGACAACGGCAAGUGCAAGGCCAUCUUCACCGUCCCGAAGGUCGGCAAGAACGACUUUGCGAACGUCGAGGGUGUGGUCUCCCCAGGUGUGGAGGUCAAA